This is a messenger RNA of Perkinsus marinus ATCC 50983, 307 nucleotides long. RefSeq lists its product as hypothetical. NCBI's taxonomy places the organism in Eukaryota, Perkinsozoa, Perkinsida, Perkinsidae. The transcript has a single exon. The annotation marks the transcript as partial. The record is from RefSeq and is a predicted model, not a curated record.
AUGUUUAACUCAGUUAUAGUAUUAGCAGGAUAUCUCCUGAUAUCGACAUUCACUGUGACAUCAGCAGAUCACGCUGAUGACGUUGUGAAGACUCUCAACAAGAGAUUCAACGACGGCCACCCCACUGAUGAUCUUUCCGAGGCCGGUGUCCUCAUGCAUCAAUAUGAUAACCUCGGAGCCGCAGACUAUAAUGAGUUGUGGCGACCCUACACUGCCCAAGAAUGUUCUAAUGUCACGGCUCAUGCCAACUGUCAGUACUCCGAUAGGAUAUCUUGUCUUCUCAUCAACAAUGAAGUCCGCAGCCCUG